Molecule: messenger RNA, 2091 nt
Organism: Musa acuminata AAA Group (dessert banana)
Lineage: Eukaryota; Viridiplantae; Streptophyta; Magnoliopsida; Zingiberales; Musaceae
Product: aromatic aminotransferase ISS1-like
Exons: 9
Coding region: 630-1841 (403 amino acids)
Biological process (GO): biosynthetic process
Molecular function (GO): pyridoxal phosphate binding; catalytic activity
Source: RefSeq, a predicted model, not a curated record
CGAAAUAUUAACACAAGCCGACGGGAAGGUGCGACCUCUUUGACCGCGGACGCUCCCUCGCGUCGCUUUCUGAGCCACCCGAGAAGGAUACCCACCCUGUUCUCUUCUCCCGGUCUCUCUCUCGCUUGCCUUCCGCUCGAAUUGAGCUCCUGAAUUUGUUCGUCACUGCAGGAUCCUUGCAAGAAAAAGAUCCCCUCUUUGUCGAUUCAGACGUGGAAUCCCAUAAACCUUCUAAGGAGAUUCGAUUAUUGUUUUCUUUUUCUUGGUACAGGAAGAGAGUAGUUGAAAUUUCAUUUGUUAUCUUUUCGGUGCUGGGUUGGUGGUGGAAGGGAGAAGACCGGAAGAGGUCAAAAUUCCACGGCCCCGCUUUUCUUGGGCUCCAAAGUCGGUGAUAUCAUCAAGAAAUAAAAAACGAGUAAAAGUUCGGAUUUUUAUAUUUCGAUCCAGUUGUUGAGGCGGCUGCUCUGUGUUGCGUUUGGUGGGAGGGAGGGAGGUGGCGAAAUCUUCCGUCUUCAUCUCCCUUAUUAGGUGAGCCGAUCUUGCUGUCCUGGGAUUUAGGGCUUUCUUGAGUCUCGCCUGUGCCCGUCUCGUAGGUGUGUGGUAGGCGCUAUUGUUGGAGGAGAGGCGGAAUGGGGACUUAUCCCAAGCUCUCAAAGAGAGCACUUGAGACGGAGACGCCCGUCAUGAUCCAGAUUCAAGAAUUGAUGCGUGGAGCCAAGGAUGCGGUUUCACUAGCUCAGGGGGUUGUUUAUUGGCAGCCACCAGAACAAGCUUUAGAGAAGAUCAAAGAACUUGUGUGGGACCCUUCAACUAGUCGUUAUGGUGCUGAUGAGGGUUUGCCAGAAUUACGGCAGGCUUUGGUUGAGAAGUUACGAAGGGAGAAUAAUCUGAAUAAAUCUUCGGUUAUGGUCACAGCUGGAGCAAAUCAGGCUUUUGUAAACAUUGUCCUUACUUUGUGUGAUCCUGGGGAUUCUGUUGUGAUGUUUGCACCAUAUUACUUCAAUGCAUACAUGUCAUUUCAGAUGACCGGUGUUACCGACAUAUUAGUCGGACCAAGUGAUCCGAAAACUCUUCACCCGGAUGUAGUUUGGUUAGAAGAGACUCUAUCACAAAAUCCAGUUCCCAAGCUGGUUACAGUUGUAAAUCCGGGAAACCCAUCAGGGGCCUUCAUCCCGGAGCUUGUUCUGCAGAAAAUAUCGGAUCUCUGUAAAAGAGCUGGUGCAUGGCUUGUUGUAGACAAUACAUAUGAGUACUUUAUGUAUGAUGGACUGAAGCAUUUUUGUAUUGAGGAUAGUCACAUCGUCAAUUUGUUCUCCUUCUCCAAAGUCUAUGGAAUGAUGGGAUGGCGUGUUGGAUACAUAGCAUAUCCAGAAGCAGUCGAUGGUUUUGGAGCUCAGCUUCUCAAAGUCCAGGACAACAUACCCAUCUGUGCUUCUAUUAUUGGGCAGCGUCUGGCUCUCUACUCCUUAGAGGUCGGGCCUGAAUGGAUUAGAGAAAGGGUACAGACCCUUGUGAAGAACAGGGAGUUGCUCGUGAAGGCUUUGGCUCCGCUUGGGGAAGAUGCCGUCAAGGGUGGAGAAGCGGCCAUCUAUCUCUGGGCAAAGCUUCCUGACAAGUUCCCUGAUGAUUAUGAGGUCGUCAAAUGGCUAGUGAGGAAGCACCGCGUGAUCGUCAUUCCUGGGAGUGCCAGCGGCAGUCCAGGCUACGUACGUAUAUCAUUUGGAGGCCUGCAAGUGGCUGACUGUGAGGCUGCUGCCAGUCGAUUGAGGAAGGGUUUGGAAGAGCUGGUGAGGGAUGGCAUGGUUCAGGAACAUAAUGGGCCUGCUGCAAUUGUGUAUUAGAUUUUUCUACAAUAAGCGCCAAGAUAUCGAUCGCCUUCAAGCAGAAAGCGAUGGCACAUAUUGGCGAAAACCAUGCAGACAGCUUCAACUGCUCAGAUUUCAAAAUUACAGUGAUCAUGUUCCAUUUGCCUUGUUGAACUUUGACAAAUAGCAAGACUUUGCCACAACAGUUGGCCACCGCCUUGUUAUAUCUUUUUUUUUUCUCAUUUCAACAAUGAAAAUUGAUGAACACCAGUGAUCAUUUUAGACA